AAAACCACCAACCAACCACCACUAUCGCCACCACCGCCAUCACCACCACCGCUGAGGAUGAACAGUGAGACCUCCUCAGUGAGACCCCUUCAGUGGGACCUUAGUGGAACCUCAUCAGUGGGACUUUCGAGUGUAACGCUCCCGGGUGGCUGGUGCUGUAACUCAGUGGGAUGUCCUUGGUGGGACCUCCUUGGUGGGACCUCCCUGGUGGGACCCCCCUCAGUGGGACCCAGCGAGAGUGACGCUCCCUUAUGGGGGUUGGUGUUCACUCCUCAUCGGCUCUCUUCGCGCCUCCUCUCCUCUCCGAGUAUUAGUGAGUACAAUACAAAGUCGUCGAGGGACCUCUGCACUACACCGCGCCGGGAAGGUAAAUGACACGUUGAGUUUGUUGAGUCAGCGUUAGGGACACAGUGAUAACUCGCCUUCCCUUCCAGGUACACUUCGCUAACUUGCCUUCCCCUUCCAGGUACGCUUAACUAAAUGGUCUUCUGUUUCAGGUACGCUAAUGCAUAACUUUAAGUCUUACUCAGGUAGCGUGGCGUAAGCUCCCUCAUUUCCUGUCUCCGCAGCACGAUUCCUUUGUAGCGAUGGAGUGAAGUGGGGCUCUAUCAGGAAACUUUUGAGGUAAGAUGUACUUCGUUUUCCUUCAGACCAUGGGGAGGUAAGGUACUCCUUUCGCUUUGCAUUAAAUUGUGAGGAUAAGAUGUUAUUUUUCAUUUAUAUUUAUAGGUAUUAACAAUUCAGCAGUCUAUCGGAAACUAUU
Molecule: messenger RNA, 763 nt
Organism: Scylla paramamosain (green mud crab)
Lineage: Eukaryota; Metazoa; Arthropoda; Malacostraca; Decapoda; Portunidae
Exons: 3
Coding region: 58-375 (105 amino acids)
Source: RefSeq, a predicted model, not a curated record